This is a messenger RNA of Myotis brandtii (Brandt's bat), 1474 nucleotides long. It is a transcript of the gene CCDC7, whose product is annotated as coiled-coil domain containing 7. NCBI's taxonomy places the organism in Eukaryota, Metazoa, Chordata, Mammalia, Chiroptera, Vespertilionidae. The transcript is spliced from 15 exons. Bases 38 to 1474 code for a protein of 478 amino acids. The record is from RefSeq and is a predicted model, not a curated record.
UUUUCACCUAUAAUUUGGAAGUUAAGUAAAUAACAAAAUGAAGCCAGUAAAGCAUCUGUUGCCCUCUAAUAAUAAAUUGGCAAGUGUUCCAGAAUUAAGUUACAACAAAGGAUUUCAUAAUUCACCAUUGUCACCUAAACCAAAGGAAAAACAAAGUUCAAAGUUAGUGCGUGAGAAAAUUGAACCAAUGGUCUUAAGAUCUCCACCAACAGGAGAAUCUGUUGUGAGGUAUGCUUUGCCCAUUCCAUCAAGUAAGACAAAGGAAUUAAUAGCAGAAGAUGAAUUGCUCAGAAAAAUUACCAAACAUCUAAAGAUGGUUGUUUCUACUUUGGAAGAAACCUAUGGAAUGGGCAGUGAAAAUGUAGAAAAACCACUUGUAAAGUCUGAAACUGAAGAAGUAUCUUUAUCUGUUGGGGAUGAUCUAAAUUCAUUCUUGGUAUGUUGUUCACAAUUUGCAGCUCAAUUAGAAGGAGCAGUUAAAGAGGAGAGUCAUAUUUUGGAAUCUCUUUUUAAGUGGUUUCAGCGACAGGUCAAUCAAAUGGAAGAGAUAAGUAAAGAUCAAAGUUUUUCAGAAGUAGAGUUUCCAGUACCUGAUAAAGCAGUCACUUUAAACAUUGCACAAGUAGUAAAGCAUGUGCAAAAACUUGAAGCACUGAAAAAUCGGCUUAAAGGAAGAUCUAAACAAACUUCGAAAGUCAUGCUAUUUAAGCCCAAGGAUAGUGAAAGUCCACCAGAAGCAGUGCAAAGUUAUGUAAAUGUACAGCAGAAAAUUGAAGAAUUCAUAAAAACUCACUCAACUGAAGACUUUAUAGAAGUUUCUGCAUCUGAAUCACAAACUAUGUAUUCAGUACCUAAUCGACUGGACACCAUGUUGAAAAUAUUUGAGAAACAGUCAAAUAUGUUAGAGAGAACUAGGAAUGAUAAAAUUUUGUUAGAAACUAAAUACAAACAGAUGCAAAAUGAUUUCCAAAUGUUAUCAGAGAAGAAAUUGAUGCUGGAAAGUGAACUAGAAAAAUUGAGGAUUAUAGAGACAACAAAGCCGACAUAUGAUCGAACAAAGAAAACUAUGAAAAUGGAGAAGAAAAAAGCUAAAGAAAAAUCUGAAGAUUCAGAAUCGAAAAAGUCUCCAGCCAAAGAGCUUAAAACAGAAUCCCUUAAAGCCCAGAAAUCAGCAAAUGCUCUGGAAACUGAGAACAAAAUCCUUCAGGAACAACUCAAACAAGCAUUACAGGAAGCUGAAAAAGCUAAGCAUCAACUAAAGUAUUUCCUAAAUCAAGGGGAGUUACUUAAAAGUGACAGGAAAACCAAGACAACAAUGGAAAAGAGUACAAGUGACACAGAAGUUAAAGUUGUGGAUUCAACAUCUCUACCAUUGGAGAGAGAAACAAGAAAAAUACAAAUUGCAGAUUCAAAUGGACAAAAGACAAAUGCUAAAAUCCAAGAUUAUCCACAGGUAAAGAAAUACUCAAAAUAA